Messenger RNA from Crotalus tigris (Tiger rattlesnake), 3529 nucleotides. It is a transcript of the gene CACTIN, whose product is annotated as cactin, spliceosome C complex subunit. The coding region runs from base 39 to 2255 and encodes 738 amino acids. The record is from RefSeq and is a predicted model, not a curated record. Gene Ontology annotation, molecular function: protein binding. Gene Ontology annotation, cellular component: cytoplasm; spliceosomal complex. Lineage: Eukaryota; Metazoa; Chordata; Lepidosauria; Squamata; Viperidae. Gene Ontology annotation, biological process: mRNA cis splicing, via spliceosome; negative regulation of innate immune response. The transcript is spliced from 10 exons.
AAAUAGGAAGUUUCCAGGGGGACAGUCCUCGAGCGGCCAUGGGGUCCAGGUCCAGGUCCAGGUCUAGAGAACGGCGUCGGCGGAGAAGUCGAUCUAGGUCUGAAGAGCGAGAAAGUCGAGGGAGGAUAAGAAGAAGAAAUCGGGAAGGGAGCUCAGAGGAAGAGAGCCAAAAAUGGGGAAAGAAAAAAGAAAAAAGCAAGGACCAGCAUCACAAGAGACACAAGAGACAUUCUUCACAUCACCGGGAAUGGUCUUCCAACUCAGAUUCCUCUUCAGAAAAAAGGGGCCACAAAAGCGAGAGGAGGGGGAAGAAGUACCGGAAGCGUUCUGAAUCCAGGUCCUCCGUGUCUUCCAUGACAUCCCAAUCAUCCUCCCACUCACAGAGCUCCAAGGGUGACUUCGGUGAGCAGCUAAGCCUUCAGGAACGCUUGAGAUUGAAAGAAGAGAAAAAAAACCAAAAGGAGCUGAUGAAGGCUCUGGAAACCCCUGAAGAGAAACGGGCCCGACGUCUAGCCAAGAAGGAGGCCAAGGAACGGAAAAAACGGGAGAAGAUGGGAUGGGGAGAAGAGUAUAUGGGUUACACCAAUACCGACAACCCUUUUGGAGACAACAACCUUCUAGGGGCUUUCAUCUGGAGCAAGGCUUUGGAAAAAAAGGGAAUUGGACACUUAGAGGAGAAAGAACUGAAAGAUCGGAACAAGCGGAUCCAAGAAGAAAAUCGCCUUGAGUUGCAGAAGGUGAAGCAGCUCCGCCUGGAGCGAGAGCGGGAGAAAGCCAUGAGGGAACAAGAGCUGGAGAUGCUGCAGCGGGAGAAAGAGGCGGAGCAUUUCAAGACAUGGGAGGAGCAAGAGGACAAUUUCCAUCUUCAGCAAGCCAAGCUACGCUCCAAAAUCCGGAUCCGAGAUGGGCGGGCCAAGCCAAUUGAUCUCUUGGCAAAAUACAUCAGUGCUGAAGACGAUGACUUGGCAGUGGAGAUGCAUGAGCCUUACACAUUUCUAAAUGGACUCACCGUCUCCGACAUGGAGGAUCUACUAGAAGACAUCCAGGUUUACAUGGAAUUAGAGCAAGGGAAGAAUGUGGAUUUCUGGAGAGACAUGACCAUCAUCACUGAAGAUGAAAUAGCCAAACUCCGGAAACUGGAGGCUUCUGGGAAAGGACCAGGAGAGCGCCGUGAAGGGGUGAAUGCCUCAGUUAGUUCUGAUGUACAAUCUGUCUUCAAAGGGAAGACCUACAAUCAGUUGCAAGUGAUCUACCAGGGAAUCGAGGGCAAGAUCCUGGCUGGGGGACCCAACUUGGACAUUGGCUACUGGGAGAGCCUGCUCCAGCAGUUAAAGGCAUACAUGGCACGGGCCAGGCUGCGAGAACGGCAUCAGGACGUCCUGCGCCAGAAGCUGUACAAGCUCAAACAAGAACAAGGUGUGGAAAGUGAACCCCUUUUCCCCAUCAUGAAAAAAGAGCCGCCAUCCCCAGAAGCUGCCAGUAGCAGUCACAGGCUAGUGCCAGAGGAAAAAGCCCCAGCACAGCCUGGUCCCUCCUCCGCGGAGCCUCGCACUGAACCGGAAGCUGAAGCCAAAGCUGAGGGAGACGGAGAAGCAGUGCUGAUUGAGGAGGACCUGAUUCAGCAGAGCCUGGAUGACUACGAUGCCGGCAAAUACAGUCCCCGGUUGCUCACCUCCCACGAGCUCCCCUUUGAUGCCCAUGUGGUGGACGCGGACGAGGAUCUCCAGCGCCUCCAGCUGUCCCGGCAGCAGCUCCAGGUCACAGGUGAUGCUAGUGAGAGUGCUGAGGAUAUUUUUUUCCGCCGGGCCAAAGAAGGGAUGGGAGCCGAUGAGGCCCAGUUCAGCGUGGAAAUGCCCUUGACCGGCAAGGCCUACCUGUGGGCUGACAAGUACCGUCCUCGCAAGCCGCGUUUCUUCAAUCGAGUGCACACCGGAUUUGAGUGGAACAAGUAUAACCAGACCCACUACGAUUUUGACAACCCCCCACCCAAGAUUGUGCAGGGUUAUAAGUUUAAUAUCUUCUACCCGGACCUGAUUAACAAACGUUCCACCCCAGAAUAUUUUCUGGAAGCUUGCCCAGACAACAAGGACUUUGCCACCCUGCGCUUCCAUGCUGGACCUCCCUACGAAGAUAUUGCCUUCAAGAUAGUCAACCGAGAGUGGGAAUACUCUCACCGGCAUGGCUUCCGCUGCCAGUUUGCCAACGGCAUCUUCCAGCUCUGGUUCCACUUCAAACGCUACCGUUACAGGCGCUGAAGAGGUGACUGGGAGUGGGCUGAUUUUAUGAUGGGACAAACAUGGUGGAUAAGAGGCACAGAGAACUGGUUCCUUGAGCAUGGACCAAAAUGGCGGCUUUCAAGAUAGGCGCAUCAGACUUGAUAGCUUUUGUAAAGUGUUAGGACUACAACUGUCAGAAAUUUAUCUUUUUUAAAAAAUGUUUCAAGGCUGCCCUGAUGUUGAGCAGCCAUUCAGCUCUGGGGGAACUGUCUUUUUGGCAGUAGAUGGAGCUCUUUCCUCUGCUAGGCAGUGACGUCUGAGACCUGUCAAUUUAAAGUGCCUAACCGAGGUGGCUGAUAUCUUGACUGAGAUUAUCCUUGUUUUCUGACAAUGUAUAGAUAUGGGAAGGUGGGAGAAAGUGUCCAACUAUGAUAAAGAUGUUGGAUAUGUGCUACUUGUUUGGUAUUUUUUACUCCAAUAUGGGAGAACGUAAAAGGGAAAAGACAGGCUUCCUGUCCUAAAGAGGGCUGUAAGAAGACUCAGUUACGCAAGUAUAUGCACAAACAGUCUUCUCCAGCUGUGCAGAUUGUUCAGUACUGAUCAAUAAACUAAGCUGAAGGAUGCAGCUAUGAGUAGCAGCUGGUAACUUUCGAAAUGGAUUAAAUAAAUGGUUACAAAAGAAAAUAGUUCCAUCAGUGGUAGAAAUGUAGGGACACUGUGACUCAGAGGGGCUUUUUUUUUGAAAGGGGGUGGGAGUUGAAUAACAAGAAUGUUGUGUGGGGAGUGGGGCAAGCCACAGCAACAUCAAAAUGGUAAACUGCACAAUGUGGUCAUUACCCAAAUGCCUCCAUUACAUAUUGGCCUCACAUUUGACACAAGGCUUAAUGUGUUGACAUCGUCAGACAUAUCCUUUGCCCCUACAGGCACCUAUGGAGGAGGAGUGGACCCUUUGCUCUUUAAAGGUUUGCCGAAAGCAACCCAUGUCUUCAAUUUCUUUGACCUAGUUGUUUGGAUUCCUGUGGUGCGCUGUAUAUUAUAACAAGUAUGGUCAUUGCUGGUUAAUUUUGGCUGACGAUGGCUUAGAUUGACUCCUUUCUAUCUGUGUCCGGUCUGAUAAACAAUCUCCCAGCCAGCACUGGAUCAUGGCUAGGAUCUGUGAUAAUCAAAAACAGUUUGGUGUCGUGGUUAGAAACCAGGGGACCUGAGUUCUAGUCCCGCCUUAGGUCUGAUAAAAUGGCUGGGUGACUUUGGGCCAGUCAGCUAACAUACUUCACUCAGGGUUGUUCUUGUGAGGAAAAUAAAGGAAUAUUCAA